GAAUUGUGCCAAAAUCUUUAACAACUUUACUAAAGUGUCAACUUAAACAUGAUAACCAUGAACGAGCUCGUCGAUCUGCGCAUGCAGCAGCACAUUGCGCACGAGAUCUAUCGCCAGCAGAUCAUGCAGCGUAUACCAGAUCCGUUUCCACCCAUGCUGCCCAUACCAAUGCCACGUCAUGUGAUCAUGCCACCGCGUGUCACCUUGCCCGGCGUGGAGAUGACGCUGCAGAACGACGAGUUAUGGAAGCAGUUCCAUCAGAUUGGCACGGAAAUGAUCAUUACCAAAAGCGGCAGACGCAUGUUUCCCUCGAUGCGCCUGAGCCUCGCAGGCCUGGAGGACGAGACAAACUACUGCGUGCUGCUGGAAAUGGUGCCCAUUGGAUGCCGCUACAAGUUCUCCGGCUCGCAAUGGGUGCCCGCCGGUGGCGCCGAGCCGCAGAGUCCCCAGCGCAUGUAUCUGCAUCCGGACAGCCCAGCCACAGGCGCUCACUGGCAAUCGCAGCCCAUACUGUUCAACAAGGUGAAGCUGACCAACAAUACGCUGGACAAUAGCGGCCAUGUCGUCCUGGCCAGCAUGCACAAGUAUCAGCCACGUUUGCAUGUCAUACGCACCGCUGAUCUGGCGCAGAUACCUUGGGCUCCGCAGCAGGCUUUUGUCUUUCCCGAAACGGAGUUUGUGGCCGUGACAGCGUAUCAGAACGAUCGCAUCACGAAGCUGAAGAUCGACAACAAUCCGUUUGCGAAGGGCUUCCGCGAAACGGGACAAUCGCGCUGCAAACGCAAAAUGUCUUCAUCGCCAACUGAUGAUGAUCAAGAUUUGAGCCAGACGCAUUCACAGUCCUCUGCCUCGCUGGACAUGUCGCCAACCAAAUCCACAGCGACAGCAGCAGCAGCCGCAGCAGCAGCAACAACAAGCACAACAGCAAGCAGCAGUGAACAGGAUGGGCCGCAAAUUAAGCGCCUGAGAUCAAAUGGUUCCGCUUGCUCCUUAUCAUCAUCGCUGGAUGGAGCUGAGCCUGCGACUGGCGCCAAUACGCUAAGUUCGCCUCCUGGCGCUGGCGCUGGCGCCACAUUUAUGCAGCAUAUGCAAACCCUACUGCGUCCCUCCUUGGUCGACCUGGCCUGCACUUAUUUUGGACGACCCGUGCAUGAGUACAAUGGCGCAGCAGCAGCGACGCAUGCGUCGCACUUGUAUGCGCCUGCUUCCAUUUUGCAAGCUGCUUUGCCAACACUUCCGGCGCUGGCAUUGCCACACAGCGUUUCCGUGCCUCAAAUGCCAGAUGAGGCAACCAGCGAUGAACUAGAGCUUGAUGUGGGCUGCGAGACAACAGCAACAACAACAACAACAACGACGACGACGCAGCCACAGCCAGCGCCAAUUGAAGCGCCUGCAGCCAAACGCAAGGGAUUUAGUAUAUCCGCUAUACUGGGCGGUGGCAGUUAGUUGAAGCCGCGAGGCGUGCCUUAGUUAUUACCUUUUGAUAUUAUAGAAGAGCGUACAAAUGUAAGAACAAACUGGCCUGAUUAAUUCU
Drosophila busckii is the source of this 1534-nucleotide messenger RNA. RefSeq names its product T-box transcription factor TBX3. Gene Ontology annotation, molecular function: RNA polymerase II cis-regulatory region sequence-specific DNA binding; DNA-binding transcription factor activity, RNA polymerase II-specific. Gene Ontology annotation, biological process: positive regulation of DNA-templated transcription; heart development; cell fate specification. The record is from RefSeq and is a predicted model, not a curated record. Lineage: Eukaryota; Metazoa; Arthropoda; Insecta; Diptera; Drosophilidae. Gene Ontology annotation, cellular component: nucleus.